CCCCUUUUAACUAUUGCCAGCAUCCUCGUCCUUCUUCAUUCUGUGGACUUUUAACUCUUCACUCCAUUCAUUCAUCAAGUGCGUGGUGUGAGUGUGUGUUUAUUCGGCCAGAUGGAGGACUACCACAAACCGGACCAGCAGACACUGCAGGCUCUCAGGAACAUUGCCAACCGGCUCCGCAUCAACUCCAUCAAGGCGACAACUGCAGCUGGCAGCGGACACCCUACAUCAUGUGCCAGUGUGGCAGACAUCAUGUCGGUGCUUUUCUUUCAUACCAUGAGGUACCGACCCGAAGACCCACGUAACGCCAACAAUGACCGCUUCAUCCUCUCUAAGGGUCACGCUGCUCCUGUGUUGUAUGCUGUCUGGGCAGAAACAGGCUACCUGAAGGAGAAUGAGCUCCUGAACCUGCGGAAAGUGGACUCUAUUCUGGAGGGACACCCCGUGCCGAAGCAGCAGUUUGUGGAUGUGGCCACUGGUUCUCUAGGGCAGGGACUGGGAGCUGCCUGUGGAAUGGCCUACACUGGGAAGUACUUUGACAAGGCCAGCUAUCGGGUGUUCUGCCUACUGGGUGAUGGAGAGCUGUCUGAGGGCUCCGUCUGGGAGGCCAUGGCGUUCGCUUCCUUCUAUCAGCUUGACAACCUGGUGGCCAUCUUGGACAUUAACCGCCUGGGUCAGAGUGACCCGGCUCCACUGCAGCACCAUGUGGAGAAGUACCAGCGACGCUGUGAGGCCUUCGGCUGGCAGUCUGUGAUCGUGGACGGCCACUGUGUGGAGGAGCUGUGUAAGGUGCUGGGUCAACCACGCCACCAGCCACUCGCCAUCAUUGCCAAGACUUUCAAGGGCAAAGGCAUAUCUGGGGCUGAGGAUAAGAUGGGAUGGCACGGCAAACCGCUGCCCAAAGACAUGGCUGAGAGUGUGAUCAAAGAGCUGCAGGGCCGCAUGGUCAACUGCAACAAGCGCCUCUAUCCUGCUCAUCCACAUGAGGACACCCCUCCCGUCAGCCUCCGCAACAUCCACAUGUCAAGUGCACCCAGCUACAAACCAGGAGACAAGAUUGCGACCAGGAAGGCGUACGGCCUGGCUCUGGCCAAACUUGGUCGCUACAACGAGCGCAUCGUGGUUCUGGAUGGAGACACCAAGAACUCCACCUUCUCUGAGCUCUUUAAGAACGAACACCCAGACCGCUACGUGGAGUGUUACAUCGCAGAGCAGAACAUGGUAAGCGUUGCCGUUGGUUGUGCCGCACGGGAUCGUAAUGUCGUGUUCGCCAGUACCUUCGCCACCUUCUUUACUCGAGCCUUUGACCAGCUGCGCAUGGCUGCCAUCUCAGAGAGCAACAUCAACCUCUGCGGCUCCCACUGCGGCAUCUCUAUUGGUGAGGAUGGGGCCUCUCAGAUGGCUCUGGAGGACUUGGCCAUGUUCAGGGCCAUUCCCACUGCCACCAUCUUCUACCCCAGUGAUGGAGUCUCCACUGAGAAGGCUGUGGAGCUGGCAGCAAACACAAAGGGUUUGUGCUUCAUCAGAACAAGUCGCCCCGAGAACAGCAUCAUCUACAGCUGCAAUGAAGACUUCCACAUUGGGCAGGCCAAGGUGGUGUAUAAAACCAACGACGAUCAUGUGACUGUGAUCGGAGCAGGAGUGACUCUUCACGAGGCACUGGCUGCUGUUGAGGUUCUCAAGAAAGAGAGGAUCAACAUCCGUGUGAUUGACCCCUUCACCAUCAAACCUCUGGACUCUAAGACCAUCAUUGACAACGCCAGAGCCACCAGAGGUCGCAUCAUCACAGUGGAGGACCACUACUACGAAGGUGGCGUCGGUGAGGCGGUGUGCUCGGCAGUAGUGAAUGAAACCGGCUUCACCGUGCAUCGCCUGGCCGUCAGCCAUGUGCCACGUAGCGGGAAACCUCACGAGCUGCUUCGAAUCUUUGGCAUCGACCGCGACGCAAUCGUUCAGGCGGUUCGUAAGAUGCUGAGCGGCUCUGCCAACUCAAAGUAGAAAUGUUACAGCAGGUGGUGCAAUGGAAACAUCGUACAGUGAUGUGAUGUGUGGUAAACUCAUCGUUUACCGUUGAAGCAAAAAGUAGAAAAUCAUCACAGGAGGUGAAAGAAGUCACGGCCCACACCGGUUGUUAAAAAAAACUACUGAAAUGUUUACUUAGCUGUUAUCAAUGUUACAUUUCACCCCUCCCUCUCCUCCCCCUCAACCCACGUUGUCUCACCCGUUUGUGAGUGCAGUAAACACCCCCUGACACACACUCCCCCACCCCAACUCCUCCUACCUCCUAGAAAGUGAUGUAGUGCUGCUGUGGUGUUGUAGUAAGAAGAGUGAACAUGGUUUGGCGUCAGGUUUUUUUUUCUAAUUUCCUCCCCCUAGAGUCAGCAACGUGUUAAGAAUCUGGUUUGGUCUGUUUGAGCACUGACUGUUGUUUAACUUUUAAUCCCAACAUGGAUUGGACUGCUUCACACCAAUAAAGGAUUUGGUUUCACCACG
This is a messenger RNA of Cynoglossus semilaevis (tongue sole), 2493 nucleotides long. Its product is annotated as transketolase. The transcript has 14 exons. Lineage: Eukaryota; Metazoa; Chordata; Actinopteri; Pleuronectiformes; Cynoglossidae. Gene Ontology annotation, molecular function: transketolase activity; thiamine pyrophosphate binding. Gene Ontology annotation, cellular component: endoplasmic reticulum membrane; extracellular exosome. Gene Ontology annotation, biological process: pentose-phosphate shunt, non-oxidative branch. The record is from RefSeq and is a predicted model, not a curated record. The coding region runs from base 112 to 1998 and encodes 628 amino acids.